AUGAUAGGGCUCGGUGGAGCACAGGGGGAUGAAAGCAUGAUAGGGCUUGGAGGGGCACACGGAGUUGGAAGCAUUAUAGGACUUGGUGGGGCACACGGAGCUGGAAGAAGAAUUGGGGCAGGUGGAGGACAAGGUGGAGGAUUACACGGAGCUGGAAGAACUAUAGGAGCUGCCGGUGGAGGUGAACAGGGGGCAGAAAGAAAAACAGAGGGAGAUGGGGCGCAAGGGGCAGGAGGGGGUGAUGAACAUGGGGUAGGAAGAAUGAUUGGGGCAGGUUGGGCACAGGGGCUGGAAGCUGGAGAUAUAAUGACAGGAGCUGGUGAUGGACAAACUGGGGGUGGAGCACAUGGAUUUGAAGGCAUCAGGACCAGUGUGGGCGGUGGCGCCGGCUCAUCGAGGCAUUUGGAGCAUGGUUUCUUUUCUGUAACAAAAUAA
Messenger RNA from Pieris macdunnoughi, 435 nucleotides. The record is from the annotation of a GenBank genome assembly. NCBI's taxonomy places the organism in Eukaryota, Metazoa, Arthropoda, Insecta, Lepidoptera, Pieridae.